Molecule: messenger RNA, 3845 nt
Organism: Eleginops maclovinus (Patagonian blennie)
Lineage: Eukaryota; Metazoa; Chordata; Actinopteri; Perciformes; Eleginopidae
Gene: parp1
Product: poly (ADP-ribose) polymerase 1
Biological process (GO): double-strand break repair; protein poly-ADP-ribosylation
Cellular component (GO): nucleolus; nucleus
Molecular function (GO): NAD+-protein mono-ADP-ribosyltransferase activity; DNA binding; NAD binding
Source: RefSeq, a predicted model, not a curated record
UUCUCUGUGCAGCGUUGAUUGUUGUGGCACCCACACAUCCGGAGAAAGUUCGCAUCACAGUAAUUUCCUUUUAUUUUGCUGUGAUAUUAAAGAAGUAUGGCAGAGUCUCAAGAGACAAGCUGUACAAGGCGGAAUAUGCCAAAAGCGGCCGUGCUUCGUGCAAGAAAUGCAAAGAAAACAUAGCGAAAGACUCGCUGAGGAUGGCCAUCAUGGUGCAGUCACCCAUGUUUGAUGGGAAAGUUCCCCACUGGCACCACUUCUCUUGCUUCUGGCUGAGAGCUGCGGCUCAGUCCACGGCUGAUAUAGCGGGCUACUCUGGCCUGCGCUGGGACGACCAGGAAAAAGUAAAAAAGGCCAUUGAAACCGGUGGAGCAGUAGGAGGAAAAGGGGACCAGAAAGGCGGAGCCAAAGGAGAGAAGACACUAAAUGACUUUGCGGUAGAAUAUGCCAAAUCAAACCGCAGCACAUGCAAAGGCUGUGAUCAGAAAAUAGAAAAGGAUCAGAUCCGUGUCUCCAAGAAAACUGUGGACGCAGAGAAGCCCCAGCUGGGUCUGAUCGACCGCUGGUACCACACUGCAUGUUUCGUGAGCGACAGGGAGGAGUUGGCCUUUAAACCUGAAUACAGCGCCGCUCAACUCAAAGGUUUCAACGCACUGCGGGCAGAAGACAAGGAGGAGCUUAAGAAGAGGCUUCCUGCUGUGAAAACUGAAGGUAAGCGUAAAGGGGAUGAAGUCGACGGAGCAUCAAAGAAACAGAAGAAGGAAGAAGACGAAGAGAAAAAGAAGCUCGAGGAGCAGUUGAAGAGCCAAAGCCAGCUGAUUUGGGGAAAAGACAAGCUGAAGAAGUUUUGCUCGACCAACGAUAUGAAGGAGCUGCUGAUUGCAAAUGGCCAGGAGGUUCCCUCGGGAGAGUCUAAUGUGGUGGACUGCCUCAGCGACAGCAUGGCUUUCGGGGCCCUCGAGCCCUGUAAUGUGUGCAAGGGCCAGCUUGCGUUCAAGGGUGACGCUUAUUACUGCCAAGGGGACAUCUCAGCCUGGACAAAGUGUGUGUUCAAAACAACGACUCCUGUUCGCAAGGACUGGGUCACCCCCAAGGAAUUCCAUGAAAUUCCCUUCCUGAAAAAGUUCAAGUUCAAGCGACAGGACCGGGUUUACCAAAAGGAGGCUCCUACCGAAACUGUCACCGCAGCCAAAGCUAAACCGUUGGCGAGUGCAUCGAGCGCCAAGACUCAGCAACUGCCAGAGGGAGCGCCUGCAGACAAACCUCUGACUGGUAUGAGACUGUUGAGUGUGGGCAAGCUGUCCAAGAACAAGGACGAUCUAAAGGCUUUUGUCGAGGAUCUUGGUGGAAAGAUUAGCAGUACAGCAAACAAGGCCUCUCUCUGCCUCAGCACCAAAAAGGAGGUAGAGAAGAUGAGUAAGAAAAUGGAGGAAGUGAGGGACGCCGGCGUGCGCGUGGUCUCCGAGGAUUUCCUCACAGACAUCAAGUCGUCGGGUAAAGCCCUCCAGGAACUCGUCUCCCUGCAUGCCAUCUCACCCUGGGGUGCCGAAGUCAAAGCCGAGGCUCCGGCUCCAGCUCCGUCUGUGGCCACCAAGUCUGGACCGCUGGCUACCAAGAGCACAGGCAGGGUGAAGGAGGAGGAAGGCAGUAGCAAAACCAAGAAGAUGAAGCUCACAGUGAAAGGAGGAGCUGCUGUGGACCCAGACUCAGGGCUGGAGAACAGCGCUCAUGUCCUGGAGCAGAGCGGGAAGAUGUACAGUGCUACGCUGGGUCUUGUGGACAUUGUCAGAGGAACUAACUCCUACUACAAAUUGCAGCUGCUGGAGGAUGAUGUACAGAAACGGUACUGGGUGUUCCGGUCAUGGGGCAGAGUGGGUACCACUAUCGGAGGCAACAAACUAGACAAGUUUCACGACAAAAACUCAGCCAUGGACAACUUCCUGACUGUCUACAAAGAGAAGACCGGCAACACAUGGAGCACCUCCAACUUCACCAAGUAUCCCAAUAAGUUCUACCCCCUGGAGAUUGACUAUGGACAGGAUGAAGAAGCGGUGAAGAAGCUGACAGCCACCGCCGGCACCAAGUCCAAGCUGGUAAAACCCGUCCAGGAUCUGAUCAAGAUGAUCUUUGAUGUGGAGAGCAUGAAGAAGGCCAUGGUGGAGUUUGAGAUUGACCUCCAGAAAAUGCCCCUCGGAAAACUAAGUAAGAGGCAGAUCCAGAGUGCCUACUCACUGCUCACUGAUGUACAGCAGGCUGUAACAAAUAGUUGGUCUGAGUCCCACAUCCUGGAUCUCUCCAAUCGCUUCUACACCCUGAUACCUCACGAUUUCGGGAUGAAGAAACCCCCGCUGCUCAGCAGCCUGGAAUACAUUCAGAAUAAAGUUCAGAUGUUGGACAACCUGUUGGACAUUGAAGUGGCAUACAGCCUGCUGAGAGGGGGGGCCCAGGACGAUGAGAGUGAUCCCAUCGACAUCAACUACGAGAAACUCAAAACCAAGAUUGAGGUUGUUGACAAGUCUACAACUGAGGCUGAGAUCAUUACGCAAUAUGUUAAGAACACCCACGCUGCCACACACAACACUUACACACUGGAAGUGGAAGAGAUCUUUAAAAUUGUUCGAGAGGGAGAGCGCCAGCGGUACCGUCCCUUCGAGGAGCUACACAAUCGCCAGCUUCUGUGGCACGGUUCUCGCGCCACCAACUACGCUGGUAUCCUGUCUCAGGGUCUUCGCAUUGCCCCUCCAGAGGCUCCAGUGACUGGUUACAUGUUCGGUAAAGGUGUGUACUUUGCCGACAUGGUGUCCAAGAGUGCAAACUACUGUCACACCUCCCAGUCAGACCCCGUCGGCCUUCUCCUGCUGGCUGAGGUUGCUCUGGGCAACAUGCAUGAAUUGAAGAAGGCGUCCCACAUUACAAAAGUACCCAAGGGCAAGCACAGUGUUAAAGGUGUGGGUAGAACUGCUCCUGAUCCAAGUGCAUCUGUCACUCUGGAGGGAGUGCAAGUGCCCCUGGGAAAAGGAAGCAACACCAACAUUGAUGACACAAGUCUCCUGUACAACGAAUACAUUGUGUAUGAUGUGGCGCAGGUCAACAUGAAGUAUCUCCUGAAGAUCAAGUUUAACUACCAGACUUCCCUUUGGUGAGGGGGGGCUGGGCUGUGACCAAACAAUUUUCAUUGAAAACUGAGACCACUGUUGCCGUCAAAUGCCUGGGCUUCAUGGCAAAGGAGGGAUGUUAUACCACGUUUUACAUUGUCAAUGGAAAUAUCUAGUCACUUUAUUGCUUUCUCAUCAGGUUAACUAGCUAGCAGCCUUCUUCGUAACACAUUAGGUAGUUAAAUACCUACGUCAGAGUUGCUUAUAAGACAGACAUACAAAUCAAAGCUCAAUCUGGUGGUUGAACACGGUGCACACUUCAGAGAGGUUUUGGUUUGGGAAUGAAUAUCAGAAAACAUUUGUAGUUUCAGUUGCACAUGGUUUUCUUGAGUUUGGAAAGGAUCUGUCUUUAAUAAACCUCACAAGAUCUAGUACUGCAAGUUUUUAGAAGAAGUUUAGAGGUGUGACCAAUCAAUCUGCAAACGUACACAAACCUGUAGCCGCUCAGAUGAAAAUGUUUUAGACUGUUGGGUUCAAAUAUACUGUACCAGGUUUGUCGUGUAUAUAUUUGUUUUGUUGUUUGUCUUUCAAGCAGUCUUCCUUGCAGAAAACAGGGGGAAAAAUAAACAAUGUGGUUAGUAUUCUGCAAAGUAUUCUGAAAAUAAAAUGACUGUCAUGGUAUGUGGUACACUUGUUCUUAGUGUUUUCUCGCUUAUCUCAAAUACAAUAAAAUGUUGAGAAUACAUUUCA